Anolis carolinensis (green anole) is the source of this 3793-nucleotide messenger RNA. It is a transcript of the gene tdrd5, whose product is annotated as tudor domain containing 5. The transcript is spliced from 18 exons. The record is from RefSeq and is a predicted model, not a curated record. Lineage: Eukaryota; Metazoa; Chordata; Lepidosauria; Squamata; Anolidae. Gene Ontology annotation, biological process: germ cell development. The coding region runs from base 254 to 3466 and encodes 1070 amino acids.
GAUCGCGAACGUGAUCACUGCGCCUGCGCAGCCCGCUUCGACCUCUCUUUGGCGGCGAGUACGAAGCGUGAGGAAGGAGAGAAGGCAGGGCCUGGAAGGCGAAGAGCAUGCUUCUCCUCAGCCAUUGUGGGGUAGGCCUGCUAGGCUUGUGAAAGCCGGGCGUGCCUUCGUCUGAGGAGUUGGUCCGCACAGAGGCCUGCCUCCUUCCCAAGAGAGCCUCGCUGUAUUGAAUAGGCGCUUCCUUAGCGUAAGCAUGUCAGAUCAAGAAGAGUUGAUGAAGUCAUUGAAGAAGGAAGUGAGGUCACUGCUGACACCAGCAAAGGAAGGCCUCACCCCAUCCUGUUUAGAACAAGAAUAUAGAUAUCUGGUUGGGAAACAGCUUCCUUUUCGUUCCCUUGGCUACCACUCUGUUAUGGAACUGGUGAAGGAUAUGCCUGAUGUUGUGAAAAUAUGCCCUAUGGCGAAUGGCAGUGUCCUCCUCAAAGUUAUUGCAGAUGAGUGCACCAAGCAGAUUGCAAACUUGGUUUCAAGACAGAAAAGUAAACCGAAGCCACCUUUUUACAGGCAAAGGCUGAAUUCCAUGUGUCGCACUGGACUACUUUGGCACCCUCAAGGUUCUCUAAGUUUGCCUCGGAGGGGGCGGCUUCCUCCCACUCUGCCAGCUAUUGUAAAAAGUGAACUGAAGGAACUGCUGAAGCUUUCCCCUGUCCUAUUAUCAAACUUUGACAAAACUUUUUUUCUGUACUUUGGACGGAAAUUUGAGUUUAGUCGUUAUGGGUUCUACUCUAUGUCUGAGGUGUUGAAUGCAGCUUCAGAUAUCAUCACAGUUGUUCAAACAAAGACAGGCUCUCUAUUGACUCUAAAAGACAGUCCACCCAAGAAACAGACAAACAACUUGCCAAAGGCAGUAAUCCAACCAAAUGAGAUGAAGCAGACGUUGCAUACUGCUGUACUUUCACCUGUUGUGAAUACUGGCCUAUCUACAAAAGACCAAACUAAGGAUCCAAAGGAGAAAUGUGAUACUUCUCUACCGCAGUUGAAAAUGGAGCCCCUGCUGCUGAAAUCUAAAGAGAGAUUUGAACAAUUUUCUGUAGAUUCUCCACCACCACUACCACCACCAAAGCUACAAAAGGAGAUGAAAGUAGUACUUGCCAAUAAAGGACCUGGAGGAAUAGUCAGCUCAGAACUCAAGGAAAAAAUAAAAAACAUUGUAGCACAACACCCAGAAGGCUUGCUUGUUUCCAAGUUACCUCAGGAAUUUGAGGCACAUUUUAAAGAAGCAUUGCCAAUAAGAAAGCUGGGUUUUUUAAACCUGAUGGAGCUCAUUGGUGCUCUUAAUGAUGUUCUCCAUAUUGAAUGCAAAGAAGGGAAACAAGACUGUCUCAUCUUUGGCAUUGAUUCACAGUGGUUAAUAAAUGAUGAAAAAGAAAAUUCCAAGACUGUUCAGUCUGGUUUAUUAGGUAAUGAGGACACUUCUGAUGGACACAGGCUGCCUUGUUGGGAUUUUCCUUCUGAGGAUACUAAAAAUCCAGUGACUAAAUUCAAUAUCAUUACAAAGAUGGCGACACCGUACUUGGAUAUGGAGAUUCCUGGCAUUAUGCAGGAGAUUGUGGAAAAUGAAAUUCCACCUGAUGCUGCCCAAGACAGAAGCCUCUUUAGUCUUCCUGAGCUUGACAAGGGUACUUUGAUGGGAGUAUUUGUGGAAUAUAUUGUGUCACCUUCACAAUUCUAUGUUCGUAUCUACAGUGCAGAAACAUCUGAUAAACUACAAGACAUGAUGAUUGAGAUGAGAAGAUGUUAUUCUUCUAAAAAUGUAACUGAUCGUUACAUCAUAUCUGAAGCUUUGAUCCAGCCUGGCCAGCUUUGUUGUGUAAGGAAUUUGAAAGGCAAAUGGUGGUACCGAGGUAUCAUUCAUCAAAUCAUUGAUGACCAGAAAGUGGAAGUAUUUUAUCCAGACUUUGGAAAUAUGGAUAUAGUCCAGAAAUCUUCCCUAAGAUUUCUCAAAGACAGCUAUGCAAAGCUUCCUGCUCAAGCUAUCCCUUGUUCCUUAGCCUGGGUGAAACCCACUAAGGAUGACUGGACCCCUAGUGCCUUACUUGCAUUCCAAAGAUUGUGUGAACUGAAGCUACUGGUGGGUGUGGUGGAUGAAUAUAUAAAUGGAGUCCUGCAUCUUUUUCUUUGUGACACCAGCUCUGAUGAAGAUAUCUACUUGCACAACAUACUGAAAUUAGAAGGCCAUGCCUUCAUCUACAGUGAGAACAUUCCUUCCAAGGGCUUCAAAACAAUGAAUUUUUCAGCUCUGUAUUUGAAACCCAGUCCAAAGCAGGAGGCUGAUUUGACAGAGAAAGUAGAUUCCUUGCUUCAGCAGGAAUCUCUUGGGGGCCUCCCAGACACAACUGAUUUGGAGUUCUGCAAGAGUGAAGACGUUUUCCAGGAUAUAGCCAGUCCAUGCCUAAACUCUGAAAUGCCAUACCUGGAACCUGUAAAUUUAUGCAAGGAAGUUUGGGAUGAGCGUUCGAUGCCUUUUGAUUACUAUGAAGAAAAGAAAAAUUGUGAUACUGAUGAUAAUUUGUGCUCAGAUAUUGCAGUAUUACCCUGUCCGAUACCAAACUGUGGAGAAAACAAGAAUGAGAUUCUGCAGAGCCAAGAUUUCAGGCCUGAGGAUACAGCAAGCCCAUGCCUAGACUCUGAAAAUUCAUACUUGGAACCAGUAUGCAAGGAAAUUUGGGAUAACACUUUGAUAACUUCUGAUUACUAUGAAGAAAAGAAAAAUGGCGAUAUUGAUGAUAAUUUGUGCUCAGAUAUUGAAAUAUUUUCCUGUCAAAUGCCAAACAAUGAAGAAAGCAAGAAUGAGACUCACCCUAGUCAAUAUCUGAUGUCUGAGGGAAAAGAUAUUCCCAGUGAUGCUGUUGAGAGAAAAGAAUUGCCUGAUUUGAAACCUCUGAACCAAAUCCUGGACUCAUCUGAAGAAACUGAGAUAACAAACCCUGUUGAAGCUACAUAUAAUUCUUCAUUGCAAAAACUGAAAAAAAUUGACAUUUCAAUUGCCCAUUCUGAGAAAUCAGAUCCAGACCAAUUUAAUGUGAAUGUGAACAAUUGCACUUUUCAAUCUCUUGCAUCAACAUCUGCUUUAGAUGGUACAUAUGGACUUAUGACAAAACUGGGAGAAGCUUCUUCAGAGAAGAAGAUAGACAAAACUUCCAGGACCCAAGUAGUUUCUUUACGUAAGCCGGGAAGCUACUGUGGUCCCAAUGCCUUAACAUUCACUGCAGAGCUUCAGGGCUCUUCGGCAUUCUGUGUCCCUUGCAGCCCUGCGGUAGCCCUGGGAGCCUCUGCCCGCUUAGCCGCAUCUGGUGGCUAUUUCUCCCUUAGCCUGAGGAACAUGAAGACAUCAGGGCAAAUGGCCUUAGGAAAGCUUCAUUGUUCAGCUGCUUCAUUGGACACAACAGUAAAAAAACGUUUUUGAGGCUGCAGCAAUUGUGUCAUAAUAGUUCAGAGUCUAGUUUCAGUUUAGUCUAACUGCUUCAAUUUUAAUUCAUUUUUUCUCAUGUUUCGUUUCUAUUGUUGUAUAGUUUGGUUGACUGUUCUUAAUAUAAUGGUUUCAAAAAAAUGGUGAGUUGUCUCCUUUUUGUGGAGAGUUAACGUGCACCAAAUGAUAAUGUGUUUGAUAAUGUGUCACAGUAUGUGCUUACACGUAUCCUGGAUGAAUCGAUAUAUGUAAAAGUCAACGUAUGUAUAUAUGUAUGUAUGCUUUUUUGUUUGUUUCUACCAUAAAGUCUCCUAUGUUAUUGAA